Cyanistes caeruleus (blue tit) is the source of this 1058-nucleotide messenger RNA. The record is from RefSeq and is a predicted model, not a curated record. NCBI's taxonomy places the organism in Eukaryota, Metazoa, Chordata, Aves, Passeriformes, Paridae.
ACACUGUGAUGUCCCUGUCCCCAGGCAGCCUGUCCAGCAGCCCCGAGGACAUGUCUGCCGAGGAGGGCCGCGAGACGUCCUCGGGGAUCGAGGUGGAGGCGUCCGACCUGAGCCUGAGCCUGACGGGCGACGACGCCGGGGCCGCGCGCAGCCGCGCCAGCGACAGCGACAGCUCCGGCGACAAGGACAGCGACAGCCUGGACGACACCGGCCACUACUCCAUCCCCGAGGAGCCGCGGCAGGACGAGGACGAAGACGAGGAUGAGGACGAGGAGGAGGAACCGCGGGCCCGGCGCAGGGGGCCCCGCAAGCGGCCGCCUCGCGAGCGCGACUCGUCGGACGAGGAGCAGGCGCUGGAGGACUGGGUGGCCUCGGAGACGUGGGCGCUGCCUCGGCCGCGUUGGAGAGCGAUCCCGGCGCUGCGGCAGCGCCAGUUGGGCGGCUGCUCCCGUUUCGUGGCUCAGGCCUGCGGGGCCCGGCUGUUCGUGCAGAAAUUCCGGCUGCAGCACGGCCUGGAAGGGCACACGGGCUGCGUGAACACGCUGCAUUUCAACCAGCGCGGAACCCGCCUGGCCAGCGGCAGCGACGACCUCAAGGUGCUGGUGUGGGACUGGCUGAGGCGCCGGCCCGUGCUGCAGUUCGACAGCGGGCACAAGAGCAACGUCUUCCAGGCCAAAUUCCUUCCCAACAGCGGCGACUCCACGCUGGCCAUGUGUGCCCGGGAUGGGCAGGUGCGCGUGGCCGAGCUCUCAGCCACUCAGUGCUGCCGCAGCACCAAGCGCGUGGCCCAGCACAAGGGAGCCUCCCACAAGCUGGCGCUGGAGCCGGACUCGCCCUGCACGUUCCUGUCUGCAGGAGAGGACGCCGUGGUCUUCACCAUCGACCUGCGGCAGGACCGGCCCGCCUCGUGAGUGACCCGAGAAACGGGAAUUCUGAGGGGAAAACGGGAAAUUCCGGGCCUGGCGCUGGAGCCGGACUCGCCCUGCACGUUCCUGUCUGCAGGAGAGGACGCCGUGGUCUUCACCAUCGACCUGCGGCAGGACCGGCCCGCCUCGUGA